This is a messenger RNA of Colletotrichum godetiae, 2060 nucleotides long. RefSeq names its product hexokinase. The coding region runs from base 407 to 1888 and encodes 493 amino acids. The record is from RefSeq and is a predicted model, not a curated record. The transcript is spliced from 6 exons. NCBI's taxonomy places the organism in Eukaryota, Fungi, Ascomycota, Sordariomycetes, Glomerellales, Glomerellaceae. Gene Ontology annotation, molecular function: fructokinase activity; D-glucose binding; ATP binding. Gene Ontology annotation, cellular component: mitochondrion; cytosol. Gene Ontology annotation, biological process: glycolytic process; intracellular glucose homeostasis; glucose 6-phosphate metabolic process.
GGGGACUCGACGAGUCGAGCGAGUCGAGGAAGGGGCCACAACGUAAGGUAAGGCAAGGUAACCGUAAGGUAGUGCAGCAGCGUGCAGUUGUGCUGAGUGAGUGAUCUCCAGAGGAGUCCACCUUGGGUUGACCUCCCACCUCACCUCCUUCCCUCUCGGUCAGAUGAUCCACGCCCAUUCACCUUUUCCCUCAACGUCACUUCCCUCACCCGACGCACCUCGAAUUGACCGCCCGCCGCCCACCUAGCAACGUACACAACACCAAACAAACUUAUCGUGUGUUUUUUGGCAUACAUACCUACGCAGCAUCCGACAGCUUUUAUUUUGCUGCACCCAUCAUCACCUAUAGCUCAAUCGCUACCCCUCAUCAACUUUUACCCCGCCAUCCGUCAGAGCUUCGGUCAAAAUGGUUGGUCUUGGUCCCAAGGUUCCGCCCAGUAGGAAGGGUUCCAUGGCCGAUGUGCCUAAGGAUCUUCUGGCCGAGGUCAAGAAGCUCGAGGAGCAGUUCACUGUUCCCACUGAGAAGCUCAAGCAGAUCAGCGCGCACUUCAUCACAGAGCUGGACAAGGGUCUGAGUGUCGAGGGCGGUAGUAUCCCCAUGAACCCAACCUGGGUUAUGUCCUUCCCCGAUGGCUACGAGACUGGCACUUACCUUGCCCUCGACAUGGGCGGAACCAACCUCCGUGUCUGUGAGAUCACUUUGACGGAUCAGAAGUCCGAGUUCGAUAUCAUUCAGUCCAAGUACCGCAUGCCCGAGGAGCUCAAGACUGGCCAGUCAGAGGAGCUGUGGGAGUACAUUGCCGACUGCCUGGCUCAGUUCAUCCAGACUCAUCACCCCGACCACCCUCAAUCUCAGAAGAUUCCUCUUGGUUUCACCUUCUCCUAUCCUGCCACCCAGAACUACAUUGAUGAGGGCAUCCUCCAGCGCUGGACCAAGGGUUUCGAUAUUGCCGGAGUUGAGGGUCACAACGUUGUCCCCUUCCUUGAGGCUGCCUUGGCGGCCAAGAAUGUCCCUAUUAAGCUGUCUGCCCUGAUCAACGAUACCACUGGCACCCUGAUUGCCUCUGCCUACACCGACACUAAGAUGAAGAUUGGCUGUAUCUUUGGCACUGGCUGCAACGCUGCUUAUAUGGAGGACUGCGGCUCUAUCCCCAAGCUUGCUCACAUGAACUUGCCUCCCAACACCCCCAUGGCCAUCAACUGCGAGUGGGGUGCUUUCGACAACGAGCACAAGGUCUUGCCUCGUACCCCCUACGACAUCAUCAUUGACAAGGACUCUCCUCGCCCCGGCCAGCAGGCCUUUGAGAAGAUGAUUGCCGGUCUCUACUUGGGCGAGAUCUUCCGCUUGGUCCUCGUUGACCUCCAUGACAACAAGUCUGUGCACAUCUUCGAGAACCAGGACAUUGCCAAGCUCCGUAAGGCUUACACCUUGGAUUCCUCGUUCCUGUCCGCCAUUGAGGACGACCCCUUCGAGAACCUGCAGGAGACUAGCGAUCUCUUCCUCUCCAAGCUAAACCUCAAGGCCACCAGAUCCGAGUUGGAGCUGGUUCGUCGCCUUGCCGAGCUCAUUGGCACCCGCGCCGCCCGCCUCUCGGCCUGCGGUGUUGCUGCCAUCUGCAUGAAGAAGGGCUAUGACAACUGCCACGUUGGUGCUGACGGCUCGGUGUUUAACAAGUACCCCCACUUCAAGGCCCGUGGCGCCCAGGCUCUGCGCGAGAUCCUUGACUGGCCUGCUAAGACCAACCCUAAGGAGGAAGAUCCCGUCGAGAUUCUUGCAGCAGAGGACGGGAGUGGUGUCGGCGCAGCCCUGAUUGCUGCCUUGACCCUUAAGAGAGUCCAGAACGGCAACAUGGCUGGCAUUCUCCACCCCGAGAACUUCACGUCAUAGUCCUCUCAAGGUGGGGUGUGAAUCGCGAGGAUGGUUUGAGGAGGAAUGAGAUUAAACAAAAGCGAAGUCUUGCUAGAUGAGGGGUUUUGUUGACAGGAAGUUUUAUCUGCAUUGGUUCUACGGUUAUGUCCACCGGACCUACUAGAUAGCUCAUACAAGCAGUAUUCCUACC